AUGCUAUCAACUUUGCUGAAGACAAGAAGGGUGUUUGUAUCGCAAGUUUGGUCAAGAUACCAGACGACUGUUGCCAAUGUGGAAUUCCAAGUGCUACAUCCAAUGUUGAUCAAGCGAGCGGAAAAAUACGAAAAUGAACUGGAGGUCCUGGAGCAGAAGAUGGCCACCGGUGCGAUGCAUUUCGAUGUUGAGCGCGAAAAACACUUCUCGAGACUGUCAGCGGUCGUAGACUCUUACAGAAAAUAUUCGGAUGAGAUCUCGACCUACAAAGAGCUGCAGGUCAUGAUGGUGGAAGACCCUAGCUUGCGUCAGGAAGCGGAGCAGGAGAUGAAGGAAAUAGAGCCAAACUUGCGUAAGAUCUCAAGUACUCUUUUGGCUCAACUUUUACCACCUCACCCGUUCGCAGAAAGACCAUGCAUACUGGAAAUUCGCCCCGGUGUGGGAGGUAUUGAAGCUAUGAUCUUCGCACAAGAUCUGCUAAAUAUGUAUAUUAACUAUGCACAGAACAAACGCUGGAAGCACCAUCUGAUAUCGUUUAAUGAAAACGAAAGCGGCUCGGGAAUUGUUGAUGCCAUUUUGAGCAUGGACGAGGUGGGAGCCUAUGAUAAAUUGAAGUUUGAGGCUGGUGUGCAUAGGGUUCAGAGAAUUCCGGCUACAGAAACGAAGGGAAGAACACAUACCUCAACGGCCGCCGUGGUUGUGCUACCCCAAAUGGCAGAAGACUCUGAAAGGGAAGCUGAGAACUACGAAAGAACCUUCAAGCCCGAUGAGAUUCGCAUCGACGUCAUGAGAGCUCGCGGUAAAGGUGGCCAGCACGUGAAUACUACAGACUCAGCGGUUCGGUUAACCCACUAUCCAUCGGGCAUCGUGAUUAACAUGCAGAACGAGCGCUCUCAGCACAAAAACAAGGCAAAGGCAUUUGCCAUACUACGUGCUCGACUGGCUGAGAUAGAGCAAAAGGAGAAAGAGGAAAAUGCCAGGAAGGAAAGGAAGGACCAAGUUUCCACUACUGACCGUUCUGACAAAGUUCGAACUUACAAUUUUCCACAAAACCGUAUAACUGACCACAGAUGCGGAUUCAGCUUGCAUGAUAUAGAAGGGACUAUGGCGGGGGAACGUCUAGAUGAGAUCAUAGAGGCGAUGAAAACUUACGACAGUGAUGUACGAGCUAAACAGCUGUUAAAUGAAGCUGACGAGACCACCUCCGUAUGA
This is a messenger RNA of Lachancea dasiensis, 1212 nucleotides long. The record is from the annotation of a GenBank genome assembly. NCBI's taxonomy places the organism in Eukaryota, Fungi, Ascomycota, Saccharomycetes, Saccharomycetales, Saccharomycetaceae.